GCUAGGACAGUCUUCAUUCAGUUUCAGUGCUGUAUCUCAAAAGGAGUUCGUCUCAGAUGUCCGUCACAAAAUAUUUACAAACAAAGUGAGUGACAUCUGUCUUCAAAGAAUGGACCAUCAGAUUGACGACCCAAAGCUUGCUUUUGCUUACCUCCGUCCAGCAUGUGUGCUCCUAACUCAUGAGCCCACGGUGGGCAAUGUGGAAACCCUGAGCACACAGCUGAGGCAUGUAAAUCAUGGAACUCUGCAGCAGCUGCAGGACUAUGUCCUUUUUCCUCUCCGCUUCAUCCUGAAAAUCCCUGGCCCCAAGCGGGAUGGCUUGAUCCAGGCUGUGGCCGAGGCCAUGGGAUAUGUCCUGGAGAACACCUGUGUACGGAGCUGGGAGACGCUGAGGGACCUUCUCUCAGAGCUCUGCCUCUGCCUCUGCUCCCCCACGGACCCAGGGAAGCCAGCACCUACCUCAGAGGAGCUGAGAGCUGCAGUACUGAGGUGCCUGGAUGCUCUGCUCCAUGCAGCCUAUGGUGACGUGGUCUUCAAGCUGUUUGAGCCCAUCAUGCUGCCUGGCCUUGGGGCUGCUAUCUCCCUGCUGCUGGCACUGGGAGAGCAGGAGAAGUCCCGCACCGUGCAGGCUGCUGCUCUGAAAUGCCUGCAGGCCCUGACCCUCCAGUGUGACUGUUCUAUGGACCAUGUGUUGGUGGGUCAGAAGGAGAGGCGUAUCCUAGGCAGUACCAUGGCUUCUUUCUUACCUGGGAUCACCAUCGCUGUGAGCCGUGUGAUCACUGGCGAUAUGAGACAUGGACAUGCUGUCACAGUUAGGGCCAUUAAGGUGUGGUUCAAGACAGUGGGAUUGGUGAUGGCUGACGACCAGCUUCAGAACACAGGGACUGGGGAGAGACAGCUGUGGGAACUGGGGAGAGUAUGGGAGCUGGUAGUGCAGAGAACUCAGGACUGGGUGCGAAACACCUCUGGGAGGCUGGCCUUACUGUUAAAAAAGAUCAUCUCCUGCACCUCAGCCCAUCAGCACUGGAGAGUGAGGCUUGAGAUGGUGAACUUCUCAGACCACCUCCUGGCCAACUGUAGCUCCUCCCUGGGUGAGUGUGUGGGCCCCCUCCUGGAGGCUCUGGUGGGGGCUGUGAACGAUGAGGAGCCCACUGUGAGGGAGAGGUGUGAGGCUGCCCUGAGGGAGGUGGCAGAGAGGCAUCAGAGCUCAGAUAGUAACAACCAGGCCUUUACUGACGUGCUGUCAGAGAACCUCCACUCCCUGGCCACCUCGCUGCCGCGCCUCAUGAGGACGUCUGAUGACCAGCGUAAGGUGUUUGUCCUCAACGUGUUCCUGGGCUACCUCAAAAUCCUGGGCCCCAAGGUGAUAGUGGUACUCAACUCGGCGGCCCACCUCCAGCGGGUGUCCAAGGCCCUGAUGCAGGUGUUGGAGUUAGACGUGAUGGACGUACGCAUCGUGGAGGAGAGGAGCUCUGCCGUAACUGUGGAGACGGGGCCCGGACCACAUGGGGCACAUGCUCAGAGGAAGCACUUCCUCUACUUCACAGACGAAAGAAUCUUCUCCCUGCUCAAGGAGAUCUGCAGGGUGUUAGGUUACUAUGGGAACGUCUAUCUCCUAGUAGAUCACUUCAUGGAUCUGUACAAGGAGUCGUCAGUCUACAGGAAGCAAGCUGCAAUGGUGCUGAAUGAGGUGAUCACAGGAGCAGCAGGCAUCGGUGUGGCAGGAGGCCAGGAGAGGCAGGGAGUGCCCAGUCAGGAGGACCUGAAAGCAGUAGUAGAAUCCAUCAUAGAGGAGUACAUCUGCCUGAGCCACUGGCACCUGCCAACCCUUAUUGGUGAGGAGUCAGACAGAGGGGAACAGGAGCAGCAAACUCAGUUUAGUCUCUUCUCCAUAUCUAAUGGGGUUGAAGGGAAAGGGAAUCCCCUCCAGUUGGUCCAAGCAGUCCACAAGAGCUCCACCAUCCACGAGCUGAACAGCAACAUCUGGCAGAUCUGCAUCCAGUUGGAGGGGAUAGGCUGCUUCGCCCAGGCCUUGGGGAUGGACUUCCGUCUCAUUCUGAUGACAUCACUGUACCCGGUUCUGGAGAAGGCCGGGGAUGAAACCCUGAUGGUCAGCCAGGCAGCGCUGGAUGCCAUGUGGGACAUCAGCCAGGCCUGUGGAUACGCCUCCCUGAAGGAGCUGAUCAAUGAGAACUCAGAUUACCUGCUGAACGACGUGUCUUUGAACCUCCAGAGGCUGGGUGUCCACCCCCAUGCCCCCAGGGUCCUCACCGUCAUGUUCAGUCACUCCGACCCCAGCCUGCUGCCUCUGGUGGGGGACAUAGUCCAGGACGUGCUGCUGGCUCUGGACAUGAGCUACGACGAGACAUCCCCUCUGUUCUGCACUGUACUGCACUCACUUAUGAAGGCUCUAGCGAGGUGGUUCCCCUCUAGUGUUGCGGGAACAAGUGACGCUUUGGGAACCAAGAAGGUGUGGCGUGAGCAGGACCAGCUGAAUGUGCGCCAGUUUCUCCUGGACUACCACAAACAGAAGGAGCUGGCAGUGGGCAUCGGGGCAGAGGAGGAGGGCACCGAGCACCCAGAGCUCCCGCCAAGCAUGGACUGUGAAGAGGAUAUGGAUGGUCCUGAUGUGAAAGUUGAGCUUCCAGCCCACAUCACCAUAGCUAAAGACGUCAUGGAGCGCUGCAUUCACCUGCUCUCAGACCCCAGCCUGAGACUCAGACUCAAGGUCCUGGAUGUGUUGGAACUUUGUGUGUGUGUGCUAAGUCAGAAGGAGAAUGAGCUACUGCCCAUGGCCCACCGCUGCUGGCCUGCCCUGCUGCUCAGACUUACUGCUGAUGACCCAUUAGCUGUCCUCCGAGCCUUCAGGGUUCUGUGCACAUUGGGGGAAACCUGCAGAGAUUUCCUGAGGAAGAGGGUGUCAAAAGAGGUGAUCCCCAAGCUGACUGCCUGGCUGUCCAAACAGGCGCCAGUGAGUGCCAGGGCUGGCCCAGUCUACAGCCACACCCUGGCCUACAAGUUACAGCUGGCUGUGCUGCAGGGCCUGGGGGCUCUCUGCCUUCAUCUGGACCUAGGGGACUCAGAUAUGGAUGCUGUAACUGAAUCCUGCCUGCCCUACCUCAGCUGCAGACAGCCACCCAAACUGCAAGAGGCCUGUCUGAGUGUCUUCCUCCGCCUAAUAGAAGUGGAUCCUGAUGCCUUCUGGUUGACUCUGAACGAGCUGUACUGUCCCUGCUCCUACAACCCGCCCCACCCUGACCUGCAGCCUGUGGAGCUAAGUGGGAUGGGCCUCCCGAGGAAUGAAUACACAGAUAAUGUCUUGAAACUCCUGGAGGACUUUGGCUUGCCUGAGGACACACAGCCAGCAGGGAUCCAGAUCCAGUGAGCUGCGCUGAUGAACAGUACCCCAGUCCUCCACCCGUCUGUCCCCAAGCAGAGAAAGGAACACUACACUGACGACAGCCUCAGGAGAGCAUAGCUUGUCCUAGUCUUCCCCCAACCUCUUUUCAGGGACUCUGCCUUGCAGACUUCAUCCUAUAGUUUAACAGUGACUUUGAAACACCAAAAUGUUAAGUGCUGAUUCUGUUCUGUUGUGUUGGUUAAGGGUGUACAUAUUCCAAUGUGCUGCCAAGGGAUGGACAAACGACCAGUAUUUUGAAUUUAAAGGAAAAAAAGUAUUAGUAAUUAAUAGUCCUCUUUUUAAUAAACAAUUAUUGUUUUUUUUAUUAUAA
Salvelinus namaycush (lake trout) is the source of this 3731-nucleotide messenger RNA. RefSeq names its product TELO2 interacting protein 1 (gene tti1). Gene Ontology annotation, biological process: chromatin remodeling. The transcript is spliced from 8 exons. The record is from RefSeq and is a predicted model, not a curated record. Lineage: Eukaryota; Metazoa; Chordata; Actinopteri; Salmoniformes; Salmonidae. Gene Ontology annotation, cellular component: cytoplasm. Bases 110 to 3385 code for a protein of 1091 amino acids.